Messenger RNA from Electrophorus electricus (electric eel), 1816 nucleotides. The record is from RefSeq and is a predicted model, not a curated record. NCBI's taxonomy places the organism in Eukaryota, Metazoa, Chordata, Actinopteri, Gymnotiformes, Gymnotidae.
GGAAGUGUGAAUCUCGUCUUUAAGCCCAAAUCUGCUUUUUAAAAAACGUCAACAGCACAGGGACCCACGAGUCACACUAGUCGCAGACUUUUGUGUCCCAACGUCAAUCUCUCUAAACAUUUGUGAGAGAUUUCCAGUCAAAUGGAUUCGGAGAACCGAGGUAAAGUGUCCAGAGAGGUUAACGUGAAAGUGUUCAGGCUUCGCGACGAUGAACGCUGAGGGGGCCAGUGGUGGGACUUUGCAACCAGGCAUGACCGAGGAGGAGACUUUGGAGGUGCAGCUGGAGCUCAUUAAGAUAGAAGAUGAAAUUCUGACUUUGAGGCAGGUUCUCAAUGCAAAAGAGAGGCAUGCUGCAGAUCUGCGGCGGAGGCUGGGUAUAAACCCUCUGUCUGAGUUUAAACAAAACAUCACCAAAGGCUGGCAAGAUGUCCAGUCCUCUAAUGCUUAUAUGAAAACCUCACAGACUCUUGGAGACUUGAAUGACAGAGUUAAGUCAUCUAACUUUUAUCUUACAGCUUCUGCUACUUUGGAGGACAUUAGCCGUUCUGAUGCUUAUAAGAAGACUCAGGAGACCUUCUCCCAGGCUGGUCAGGUGACAUCAUCAGCUUUCUCCACAAUGAGCUCAGCUAUCAAGAGUCGACUAGGAGAACUGAGGAACUCAUCAACCUUUAAAUCCUUUGAGGACAAAAUGACCAAGGCAAUGCCAGGAAAAUCAAAUGCUGACACACCUCCCCCACCUGGUAACAAUUCCACCCUUUAAGCUGGAGGUAUAUUGACAGCUGUGAUCUACACAAGCCCCUGGCCCUUGGAGCUGACAGCAGAGAGAUUUAUAAAUCAGCCAACAAAUAAGGGCCUUGUACUAAGGCCCUAAAUCCUAUAAAUGACAACAUGUGUGUUCUUUUUCUUUUAAAAGAAACCCAUGUAGAGCUAACCUGUGUGCGUGCUUUUGAAUGUGUCAAAAGGUUAUUGCAAUCGGCUCUGGUGUAUAGUGAAGGCAGUCAUUGAGUGAUUCACUCAUGCUGUGAAUCAUGCCAGUUUGAUGCAGCGUAACCUCUCCCAGAGGCCAUUUAGGCAAAACAUAAAGGCUUCGUCAGCAGUACAAAGCACUGUUGUAUCUGAUUGUUACAUUCUUAUUACACUGCUUAUUAAAUGCUUAUUUCUCAGGGCAAAAGGUGCUACUAUAUAGACUAUAAUGCGAUUAGCAUAACAACAGAUACAUCUUAACUGGUUUCACUGCUUUGAGAUUUCUGAGGUAAACGCCUGAUUUGAACUGAAAUUGUGUUAAAUUCUCCCACUUUCUGCUCGUUUUUACAAACUGAAUUUAUGUACACCUAUUUCUUUCUGAUACAGUAAAGGAGUUUUAGUUGUAUAUUAAUUUUUGGUGUUGGGGUAACUCGUCUGUGUGUUUUUAUUUAUUUUUUUAUUUUAUUUUUUUUUUUUUUGGUAAGAGUGAUGGAGAGCUAAUUGGGGCAUUCAGAUAGAUAUUAGCACAAGGGCUUAGUUUAUAAAACUGAUUAUAUGAAAUUGGUAGUUAGUGCUGAGAUGUUUGGUGGGGGAAAAGUUGAACUACAAUAUGACUCAAACUCUGGUAUUAUUUUAUUACAUUAAUUUUGAAUUAUCUAGUCUUGGCGUACUACGUACUUUUGCCAAGAUGAUGAAUGUACUUAAACUUGGUACUGUUGCCUUGAUUCUGUACACAUGAACCAGACCGCUGUAUCUGUGCUUAGUGCUUUAAUCCUGUAAUAUAUUAGGUUUUGGUUUAUUUCAAGUUAACAUUGUUAAAGAAAUGGGUAAAUAAAGGCAGUUGCUGAAAACA